ACUACUCUCACUUUUCCUAUAUUGUCCCAUUUUUCUUCUCUUCUUAAAUCUGUGUACUCUUCUUUCUGCCUUUAGCUUAUUAUUACAGCUCUCAACUCUCUAAUGGCAAAGAUUCAUACUACUCUAAACUCCACUAACAUGUUAAACUUUUCACUUUGAUCUGUUUUCUUCCAUAUAUUUGCCUUCUCCCCAAAUUUUUUUUCUUUCAUUUCAUCACUGAUAAAAAAUAUAUAGCUUCUCUACUUCCAUCACUCUUCAACCUUUAAUACAAAAAACAACACAUCAGAGUGUUGAGAUUCCCUUUGUUUUUGGAUUAUUUUUAUGAGAUUUUGAGAAAUGGUGGCUGAUUCUUGAAAAGUCUGUUUCUUUGGGAUUUUUCAAUUUUUAUUGAAUCACAAGUCACAUACUAAUUAAGGCCUCAGAGAUUUAGGUUCACCAGCAGAAUUUCAAGCUUUGAAGGAUGGGCAAAGGAAGAAAGGGAAAGAAGCAAUCUGUUCGUGAGGAUCUCGGAAGUGGUGAAGAAGAGAAAAUACAAGUCCGGAGAAGGGGAAGACCACAGAAGGCAUCAAAGGAUGAUGAAGAAGAACAAGCGGUGAAAGUAGAAGACGAAGAAAAUGACAGUGAGAAUACAAAAGGUACUGUCUUCAUUAAAGAUGUCAAGAACCAAUCCGCUGUGAAUGGAAAGAAGAGGAAGAGAACUUCACAAGUCAAGGAAGUAGUAGAUUCAGUGAAAGUGGAAAAUGGUGUUGGGACUAAGACUAACUCUAAUGACUUAAUAAAGUCGGUUGGAUUUAGACAAAACGGGAGUAGAAGGAAAAACAAACCUAGGCGAGCUGCUGAAGUUGGUGUAGAGUGCAGAUGAAUAGUUUUCUUUGCUAUGCUGAUUUAAUAUCUUUUCUUGUUUCUUGAAAUUUAGCUAAAAUUUUCAGAAGAACUGAAUUUUGGGUGGAUUUCUCCGGCAAAUUCUAGUAGUCUUCAAUGUGCUUCUGCUGCGAAUCGCUUAGCAAGUUCCCUUGUUUUGCAUAUGUUAUGGAAAACUAAACCAUAUUUGCCCAUGUACUCUAAUCUUAGUCGUAUUUGAUUUUAUAUGUAUGACCCUCCUUUGGUUUUGAAUCUCUA
Molecule: messenger RNA, 1119 nt
Organism: Lycium barbarum (goji berry)
Lineage: Eukaryota; Viridiplantae; Streptophyta; Magnoliopsida; Solanales; Solanaceae
Exons: 2
Coding region: 461-862 (133 amino acids)
Source: RefSeq, a predicted model, not a curated record